AUGGCAAGAAAAGUUGGAAGCUGGACAGUUCAUCACGUUAGCACUUUCUUGUUGACUUUCUUCGGCUAUGCAUUUUUCCAUGCCUGCCGAAAAGCAUUCAGCAAUGUUAAAGAUCCACUUCAAAAGGAGCUGACGCCAUCGGCGAAAGUCACUUGCCCAUGGCCACAUUCAAACUCUUCUGUUUGUGUCCUAAAACCUUAUGACACUUGGAACUCGAGACACGUCUUCAAAUCAACGAACGAAGCAAACUUAUUCCUUGGAACACUGGACAAUUUUUUGUUUUCAUAUGCUGUUGGACUGUAUGUUAGCGGGAUGAUUGGAGAUAGGGUCAAUCUAAGGCUGGUAUUGACAUUUGGAAUGUGCAUGUCUGCUGUUGUGUUUUUCAUCUUUGGUUUUAUUAGCGAGCACUUUGGCAUUUACAAUAAAUAUUUCUAUGGUGUUUUCUUCAUGUUAAAUGGCUUGUUGCAGUCUACGGGAUGGCCUGCGACUGUUGCUGUGAUGGGAAAUUGGUUCAGUAAAUCAACAAGAGGGUCAGUGUUUGGGUUUUGGAGUGCCAAUGCUUCAGUUGGAAAUAUUAUUGGCUCUUUAAUGGUAGCUUCGGUUCUCAACUAUGGAUAUGAAUAUGGAAUAUUGAUUACCUCGUUUCUAUUGUUUUGUGGUGGUAUUCUAAUUUUCCUUUGCCUAAUUCCGAAACCCCAAGAUAUUGGAUUGGAGCCUACUAGAGAGUUGGAUGAUUAUGUGGCAUCUUCUCCAGUUAAUAAUGAACCUGAAGAGAAAGAACCUUUGUUGCAAGAUACAUCAUUGCAGCAACCUGGAGACCCACAGAUUGAAGUUAACAGCAAAGCUCUUGGGUUUUUCCAAUCAUUGAUGCUUCCUGGUGUCAUACCUUACUCACUCUCGUAUGCUUGUUUGAAGCUGGUUAAUUAUUCAUUCUUUUUCUGGCUCCCAGUUUACCUGUCUCAAGGUUUGCACUGGAAAGACAAAAAAAGUGAUGAACUGUCAAAUUUCUAUGACAUCGGUGGUAUAGUUGGUGGUAUUAUUGCUGGAGUUGCCAGUGAUCUUAUUGGACUUCGUUCCCCAGUUGUUUGCUCAAUGCUUGUCCUCUCAAUGGUAUCUUUAUUCAUAUACGGCAACACUGGGUCAAAUUAUGAUACAAAUGUUGCCUUUAUGACGCUAACAGGACUUAUGGUUGGUGGCCCAGCAAAUCUUAUCAGCUCAGCCAUUUCUGCAGACCUUGGAAAGCAGGUUGCUUUAAGAGGCAAUGAAGCGGCACUAGCAACUGUUACAGGCAUUGUAGAUGGGACUGGUAGCGUUGGAGCAGCAAUUGGGCAGUAUCUUGUUCCACAGAUUGAUGACUGGUUUGGAUGGCAUGCUGUGUUCUAUUUUCUUAUCAUAAUGACAUUUUUUAGUUUUGUUUGCUUAAUACCCAUGUUGAUUAGGGAUAUAAGAAAAGCAACUUGUUGUCGGAAAAUUACUGGCACUGAAAUGGAAUGUGUUAGCUGAAUCGCAUUAAAAAAUCAUUCAUAUGUAUGACCAACAAAUUUUCAGGAAAUUUUAAAACUCAGUGUAAAAUAUUGUUGCUUAGCAUAAAAGAAAUGUUUUGGUCACACAAUGAUCAAAAUUGUAAUUGUCGAUCUUAAUUUAAAAUUUUAAUAAUAGCCAUUGUUCAUUGCAUGAUCAAAACACAUUAGAACAUUGUUUAUCAUUUUGUUAACCAAGAGUUAUGUAUGUAGCAUUGGAAAGUUUUAAAAACGGUAAGCAGAAGUAGAAAUAAUGUAGGUUAAGUCAGAUACACUGCAUCAUUUUAAACAUUCAUGAAACAUCACAUAACAACAGUAAGAUUUUGGAUUUUGGACGAGGAGUAGUUUCUAGUAGCAGACACUGCUGCUGAUGACUCCUGCUCCUUUCAGCUUAUUGAUUUUCAAACCCUUUGUGCUUUAGAGCAAUUUAUUCUAAAAACUGCAUUUAAAGAUUGAACCUCUUCACAUUGUUACAAGAGAAUAGAUAUUCCCUGAAAUGACCAUAGCUUAUAAAACGCUAAUGCUGUCAAUUUUGAUUUAAUUGUAAAAUAAUGUCUUUUUGGGGCUAUGUUGAAUUAUGUAAAAAUACACUUGUUUUUCAGUCAUAAAUACUUAUAACCAUAAUAUUCACAUCUUCUAAGAUGAUUAAAUGUGAUUUAAGUUACAUAAUUUGAGAAAAAUGAUGCUUAGAUCAUCUCAUUAAAUUUCUGUGUCAGAUCAAUUUUUACUUCAGGG
Messenger RNA from Rhopilema esculentum, 2255 nucleotides. RefSeq names its product sugar phosphate exchanger 3-like. Gene Ontology annotation, molecular function: transmembrane transporter activity. Lineage: Eukaryota; Metazoa; Cnidaria; Scyphozoa; Rhizostomeae; Rhizostomatidae. Gene Ontology annotation, biological process: transmembrane transport. The record is from RefSeq and is a predicted model, not a curated record. Gene Ontology annotation, cellular component: endoplasmic reticulum membrane.